UAUUCCUUUUUGAGGUUAUAAAUAGUAGAAUUUAGGAAAUAGCCUAAUAAAAAAAUAAGUACGGAAAAUUGUUUGUGUGGUUUAUGACGUUAGUAAGCAUCUUGUAGUAUUUCUUCUCAUUAGACGAAUUAAAAAUGUCCCAGCAGAAAAAAUGUUUUCUCAAAAGCAUCUUAGAUGACAAUAUUGCUAUUCAUCUACAAGAUAAGGUUGAAAUAUGUUUAGGAAGAUGCCCAGAAACAAAUAUAAGAGAUAAAAGGUGUUCAAGAAAACAAGUGUCGAUAACUGCAGAUUACAAUUCAGAAGUAAUCAAAGUCAAACAUCUGGGUGGCAACCCGUCAAGUGCAAAUGGAAUUAUUUUGAGGAAUGACUCUCACAUUUUAAAACAAAAUGAGUUGCUAGAAUUUUUAGUCGGAGAACAUAAAUUCAGAGUAGAAUUUGAAUCACCUACAGUAAAGCCUGAAAAGCGAAAAAAAUGAACUUCUACUUUGGAAAAUGACACAUCAGAUUCUAAACGAUUUUGUAAAGAAGAAAGCAUUUCAAUGCUGACUGCGCCUUGUAGUAAAAGUACAUGGGAGAAGAUUGAAGAUGGAAAGUUAUAUGUAUUUACCAGUGUUGGAGUCAGGAGUAGCACCAAAAUAGCAGCAUAUGAUUUGGACGGUACACUUAUCCUCACCAAAUCUGGAAGAGUGUUCCCAAAAGACAACGAUGAUUGGAAGUUGGCCUUUGGAUCUGUAAAAUCAAAACUGUCCAAGUUUGCCAGUGAAGGUUAUAAAAUUGUCAUUCUAACAAAUCAAGCAGGCAUCGGUAGAGGGAGGACAAACAUAAAUGAAUUCAAGACUAAAAUAGAGAAUAUAGUCAGAGAUCUGAAUGUACCAGUACAGGUUUUUAUUGCAACUUCCAAUUCUAUUUAUAGAAAACCAGCACCAGGAAUGUGGACAUUUCUUGAAACCAAGAAGAAUGACGGUAUCAAGAUCGACAUGUCAAGGUCAUUCUAUGUGGGUGAUGCGGCAGGACGUAUCGCCAACUGGUGUCCCGGGAAGAAGAAGGAUUUUUCUUUUGCAGAUCGCCUGCUAGCUCUGAACUUAAACCUUCAGUACUACACGCCUGAAGAACACUUUUGUAGUGAGAGGCCAGGAAAGUUUACACUUCCUAUGUUCAACCCUGCAGCUCUGGAUGAGGAUGGACCUCUUGCUGAUGGAGAUAUUGCCAAAAAAAGUCAAGAGGUGGUUAUCUUGGUGGGGUGUCCUGGUUCGGGCAAGACUCACAUCGCCCUGAGACACCUGGUGCCAGCUGGUUAUGUUCAUGUGAACCGUGACUCACUCGGUUCUUGGCAGAAAUGUGUCCUCAACAUGGAAUCGGCUGUCGCUGCAGGACGUAGUGUGGUGGUGGACAAUACCAAUCCGGACCGUGAAAGUAGACGGCGCUUUGUAGAACGAGCCAGAGUACCGUGUCGCUGCCUUGUUAUGACGACCAGCAUUGAGAAUAUCAGGCACAAUGUCAGGUUCCGGGAGAUUACAGACUCCAAGCACAUUCCAGUGAAUGAAAUGAUUGUUAAUAGUUACAAGAACAAAUUUGAACCUCCAAGUUUAGACGAAGGCUUUACGGAGAUUGUCAAUGUCAACUUUGUCCCUUCAUUCUCUGAUCCAGAGAUGAAGAAGUUGUACCGGAUGUACCUGCUGGAGAAGUGACAUUCGCCACCUGUGCAUGAUCAUGGGGAAGACACAAGUGGAAGAUUACCUUUGAGGAGCAAACUGUGAUAUUGUGACAUGCACAGGUAAACAAGAACUUGCUGUAAUUUUAUUAUUGUAUUCGGUUUAGUUAUUAAUGUGCUGAAUAAAUGUUUUUAUUAAAUUUUA
Homalodisca vitripennis (glassy-winged sharpshooter) is the source of this 1856-nucleotide messenger RNA. It is a transcript of the gene PNKP, whose product is annotated as bifunctional polynucleotide phosphatase/kinase. Gene Ontology annotation, biological process: DNA repair. NCBI's taxonomy places the organism in Eukaryota, Metazoa, Arthropoda, Insecta, Hemiptera, Cicadellidae. The record is from RefSeq and is a predicted model, not a curated record. Gene Ontology annotation, molecular function: ATP-dependent polydeoxyribonucleotide 5'-hydroxyl-kinase activity; polynucleotide 3'-phosphatase activity; protein binding.